Messenger RNA from Balaenoptera acutorostrata (minke whale), 1927 nucleotides. RefSeq names its product leucine rich repeat containing 73 (gene LRRC73). The record is from RefSeq and is a predicted model, not a curated record. Bases 517 to 1467 code for a protein of 316 amino acids. The transcript has 6 exons. NCBI's taxonomy places the organism in Eukaryota, Metazoa, Chordata, Mammalia, Artiodactyla, Balaenopteridae.
CACCCGCUGCCCGCCUGCCGGCCCGCCCGUCUGCCCGCCUCGGGCUCUCCCUGCGGGGCGGUAGGGGGAGUGGGGCUGGAGGAAGGGAGGGAGCAGAUGCGGCCUCCGAGCGGAGACCGGUCCCGCGCGUCCUAAGCCGAGGCCCCUGAGCCGGCGCCGUAACCGCGAGGGACGAAGACCAGCGCGGAGCAGCGCCAGCCCGGCCCCAGAACGCGCGCCCCGGCCCGCCGCCCAGACACGGACGGCACCGUCCGCCCCGGCCCCAGCACCGCGCGGUGUCAGCCCGGCCGGCGACCUCGGCGCCUCCGCAAUCCCCGCCGGCUUCCGCGCGGGCCCCGGCGCUCCUCUCCGCAGCCGCCGCCCCCGCCUCCGCCGCCUGUGCCUCUGCCUCCCCCUCUGCCCCCGCUGCGUCGGCGACCCCAGCCCGGACCCCGGCCCCGACCCCGCCCGCGGCCCCGCCAAUCUCGGCCGCGGCCCGGGCCCCGGCCCCGGCCCGGAGGCCCAGCCGUGGGUACGAUGCUGCCCAGCUCCAUCCAGAUAUCGGGGGAGCCGCUGUCAGGCGCCGAAGUGCGGGACAUCUGCCGCGGCCUGCGCGACAACGCCGUGCGCCUGCUCUCACUGCGCGGCUGCCGUCUCUGCGACCGCGACUUCGGCCGCAUCUGCCGGGCCCUGGCCGGGGCCACGUCCCUGGCGCAGCUCAACCUUAACCUGGGCGUCGUGUCCAGCCCCAGCCGCAUCAAGCAGCUGGCGGAGGCGCUGCGGACCAACCGCUCCAUCCAGUCCCUCUUCCUGCAUGGGAGCCCUCUGACAGAUGCGGGGCUGGCCUUGCUGAAUCCAGCUCUGGCCCUCCACCCUGCCCUCGUGGCUCUGGACCUGGGGGACUGCAUGCUAGGUGAUGAAGCCAUCAACCUCAUCUGUGGCCUCCUCCCCCCUGAUGGGGCCAAGUCUGGCUUGAAGGAGCUGACGCUGAGCGCCAACCCUGGCAUCACCCCUAAGGGCUGGAGCCGCCUCGCCAUUGCCGUGGCCCACAGCUCCCAGGUCCGCGUCCUCAAUCUGGACUACAACCCCCUGGGUGACCAUGUGGCAGGGAUGCUGGCUGUAGCUGUGGCCUCCAGCCGCACCUUAGAGGUCCUAGACUUGGAGGGUACAGGGCUCACCAACCAGUCAGCUCAGACCCUGCUGGACAUGGUGGAAAAUUACCCCACAGCUUUGCGGAGUCUGGUGUUGGCUGAGAACAGCAUUAGCCCGGAGCUGCAGCAGCAGAUCUGUGACCUCCUCUCUGAGGGGGAGGAGGAGGAGGAGGUGGCAGGAGGGGCUGGCGACACCCAGGAACGAGAGAGAGGGCGGGAGCCUGCUGCCCACCAGAGGGGCAGUAGCUCCUGGAUGUGCCCCAGUGAUCCCAGCUCUCAGAUGGUGCUAAUGACGUCAGGACUAGGGGACAGUCUGUUGGCUGAGACGGAGAUGUGACUCUCCAUUCAGGCUUCUGCGCAUCAUUACAUUUGCGUCUCCAGCACUUUGCCCCAGAUGUCAGGGUCAGGCCCUGGGGCUUAGGAGGGUGGGGGCGGUGUGUGUGCCUGGGGCUCUGGCAGCUCCUGGCAGCAUGGUGGGAGGCUCUGGAAGCUGUGACUAAACAAAAUCGUUGGGGGCACUGGAACCCAAGGCAAUGCCUCUGGACUUGUUGGCAGCUCUGGCUGCAGCCCGCUGGCUCGGAAGAGAUUUUAUGAACUCAACAACCUUACGUGUGGCUCUGGUCACUGGGGGCUGGCAGCAAGGGAGGAAUUGGAACUACCACUAGACAUCACUAGGGGGCAGUGCCACCCCACGGCCCAAGCUCCAAGCAGCGUCCACUGGCCCCAAAUGUCUCAAACAGGUCUGGCUCAGGUCUCUGACUUACAGGACCUGGGGUUCUGGGGUGACACCUUACACA